Messenger RNA from Leptonychotes weddellii (Weddell seal), 2171 nucleotides. It is a transcript of the gene PNPLA1, whose product is annotated as patatin like domain 1, omega-hydroxyceramide transacylase. Gene Ontology annotation, cellular component: lipid droplet; membrane; cytoplasm. Gene Ontology annotation, biological process: triglyceride catabolic process; lipid homeostasis. The record is from RefSeq and is a predicted model, not a curated record. Gene Ontology annotation, molecular function: triacylglycerol lipase activity. NCBI's taxonomy places the organism in Eukaryota, Metazoa, Chordata, Mammalia, Carnivora, Phocidae.
UGCGGGCUGGCGGAGCAGCGCCUGCCUCUUUGGGAUGGUCCGGGUGGUAGCUGCCGACACUGCUAGGCGUACGAGGCCCCGGGCAAGGGCUGAGGAGUCUGUGCCAGAGAUGAAUCGAGCCACGCAAUGAAGCCAGGGGGGUGCUCGCAGGCCCAAGACGCUGCUCACAUAUUCGGGGUGCCUCCUGCACCUCGACCUGGGCCUGAAGCCUUUUACCAGCCUUUGGCACUGCCUCCUGGAGGAGCUUGGCAGGCCCAGGCGGUGGCUGUGCGCGCCACCCGUGGGUGUCCCGGCCGACGGGAGAGACGGCCCGUUUCUCGGCUCGGGGCCGGCAGGGCAGCUUGGCCUGAGCUCCAGCAGGAGAGCAGCUUCCGAGAGGCGAGCACUGGGGGGCCGAGGAGAUGGAAGAACAGGUGUUCAAGGGGGACCCAGACACUCCUCAUUCCAUCUCCUUCUCCGGCAGUGGGUUUCUCUCCUUCUACCAGGCCGGGGCCGUGGAUGCCCUUCGAGACUUGGCCCCCCGGAUGCUGGAAACCACCCAUCGCUUUGCUGGGACGUCAGCAGGUGCAGUGGUCGCAGCUCUGGUCAUCUGUGGGAUUGAAAUGGAUGAGUACCUCAGAGUCCUCAAUGUAGGUGUCGCGGAGGUGAAGAAAUCCUUCCUGGGGCCCUUGUCACCGUCCUGCAAGAUGGUGCAGAUGAUGCGGCAGUUUCUGUACAGGGUCCUGCCGGAGGACUCCUACAAGGCGGCCACAGGGAAGCUCCACGUGUCCCUCACUCGCUUCACAGAUGGAGAGAGUGUCGUGGUUUCAGAGUACACAUCCAAGGAAGAGCUCAUCGAGGCCCUCUACUGCAGCUGCUUUGUCCCCGUGUACUGUGGCCUCAUCCCCCCAACUUACCGUGGUGUGCGCUACAUUGACGGGGGCUUCACAGGCAUGCAGCCCUGCUCCUUCUGGACUGACGCCAUUACCAUCUCCACCUUCAGCGGGCAGCAGGACAUCUGCCCCCGGGACUGCCCCGCCAUCUUCCACGACUUCCGCAUGUUCAACUGCUCCUUCCAGUUCUCGCUGGAGAACAUCGCCAGGAUGACCCAUGCCCUGUUCCCGCCGGACCUGCUCAUCCUGCACAACUACUACUACCGAGGAUACGAAGAUGCUGUUUCCUACUUGAGGCGUUUGAAUGCUGCUUACCUCAAUUCUCCCUCCAAGAGAGUGAUGUUCCCCCGUGUAGAAGUGUACUGCAAUAUAGAACUUGCCCUUGGCAAUGAGUGCCCUGAACGCAGCCAAACAAGCCUCCAAACGGAGCAGGAAGAAUCCAUACAACCUCACACACAGUGGGCUCCUGAAGGGGAAGGAAAGUGCAGCCACGGUCCACUUGUGUCCUCACCUGUGCAGACACCUGAAUCCACACACGAGUGGCCUGCUGAGUCACCUGUUUCACCACCUGUCUCUUCAUUUGAGCAGUCACCUGCAUCUCCACUGGCCUCAUUACCAUCACAUUCCCCAUCUGACUUGCCCCCUCUCUCACUCCCAGCUGUGCCCUUACCACUCAGCUCCACAGCUGUGCUGUCACGUGUAUCAGCACAGCAGCGGGUACAAACGACUGGAUCACCGCCAAGAUCCCCACCCUCCCCGGCAUCUCUGUCACCCAGGCCAUCCCUGGGGCCUUCAUCUGUAGGGGCAUCUCAAACACUGCCCCAGUGUUCUCCUUCAGCGUCAUCUGCACAGCCACCUGUGGAGGAAUUGGGCCCAGAACAGCCCCAAGCUCCCCUUGCCUCUUCAAAUCUGAAAGGCGCCAUGUCCUUGGUUAAUGUGAAGGAAACCACCAGCAAGCCUCGUGCAAUGGGGAGCCCUACUGAAGACUCCAACUGGAUGAGCAAGAUGUUCAAGAAGAACAAACAAAAGACAAGUAGCACCAGAAAAGGCUUCCCAAGACACCCACCAUCCAAAAAAACAGGCGGCAAAGUGCAGUCUGCUCCCUGCCCACUCGACUUCUCUCUGCUCUCCACUUCCAAGACAGUUUGGGUCACCUACAGGCCUCACCCCAGCUGGAUCCAGGAAUACAGCGACCCUGAGGAAGCUGUGAACAAGGAGAGAACUUGAGCUGGAAUGGGAGAGAACAUGAUGACCUCAAGGUAGAGCCUUCUCCCCAAGGCUCUCAGACGCAUCCCCCUC